AUGUCUUCAACAAAUUCAACAAAGUUUUUGGAUUUAUUCAAUGAUGUUGAUGAAUAUAAACAAGCAAUAUGUACGAAAGUUGUGGAUGUUAUUCGAACAUCAAAUCGAUUAGGCAUGGAAAAUUUUGAUCGAAUAAUGACCAUAGAAUUUUGUCAUGAUAGAAUCAAUCAAUUAAGUGCACGGAUUUUACAUAGAAUCUAUCAAAUGAAAUCUCAUAUUCAAUCAUCUGAUUGGGAUCAACUAGAUUCCGACGAAAAACUUGAACAACUGGUUGAUAUCAAUGAUACAUUAUUUGAAAGAAUUGCAUCUGCACUUGAUGACGCUGAUGGACUAAAGCAAUCUUCUGUAUCAACAGUUGUGCGACAAGUUGUCAUCAAACCACAAUUGAAAUUUAAACAUAAAAUUGAUAAUAGUACACAAAUACCAUUUAUUCCAAAAAUUCGUAAUAAACCCCAUGCGCAAAUACCAUUACCAAUGUUCAUGACACAAAUGAAUUUCGAACCUAUUGGCCUUGAUUUACUAGAAAAAUAUCCAGAAAUAUUAGAUCAUCCGUAUGCCAAUGAAAUAACAUCAUUUGAACCCGAUGAAACCGUAUUGAAGUUAGGCGAUCUCCACUUUCCAAAAGCUAUCGAACAAACAAAAUGUCUAUUUGUUGAUACGACCGACACAUUAAAAACAAUGAUGGAUCAUAUUGAAAUGCAAUCAGAAUUAGCAAUCGAUUUAGAACACCAUUCCUAUCGGUCCUAUCAAGGUUUUACAUGUUUGAUGCAAAUAUCAUCUCGUACAGAAGACUUUUUAAUUGAUACACUUGCACUUCGCGAUGAAUUAUCUAUUCUAAAUAAUAUUUUUACUAAUCCAAAAGUUCUUAAAGUAUUUCAUGGUGCAGAUUGGGAUGUAGAAUGGUUACAAAAAGAUUUCGGUAUUUACAUUGUCAACAUGUUUGAUACACAUCAAGCAGGCAAAGAACUUAAUCUACCAACAUUAUCACUUGCUUAUCUUUUGAAAACGUAUUGUAAUAUUGAUGCUAGUAAACAAUAUCAAUUGGCUGAUUGGAGAUUAAGACCUUUACCAAAAGAAUAUUGCCGUUAUGCACAAGAGGAUACACACUAUCUAUUAUAUAUUUAUGAUCGUUUACGAAAUCAGUUAAUUGAAUCGAACAAGAAUAAUACUGAAUUUCUUCGAUCAGUUUAUUCAAAAUCAAAAAUUAUUUGUCUAAGAUCCUACAAAAAGCCAAUCUUCGAUGAAAAUGCAUAUAAAACUUUGUACUUAAAAACUCGUAAAACAAAUUUCAAUGGUAGUCAACUAGCUGCACUUAAAUUACUUUAUGCUUGGCGAGAUAAAAUAGCUCGAGAAGAAGACGAAUCAACAAGCUAUGUGUUGCCAGAUUUAUUGCUGAUUCAUUUGGCUGAAUUAUUACUGAAAGAUCCACAAGGUAUUCGAGCAUGCUGUAAACUAGUUCCAGAAUUAGUUGAAAAAAAUCUCGAAGAAAUUCAUCGAUUAUUAAUACAAGCUAUUGAAAAGCCACUAGUGGACUUAAAUGAUGUAAAAUCAAAUUUUGAUGAAUGCUUACAGAAUACACGGUCAAUCUAA
This is a messenger RNA of Rotaria socialis, 1590 nucleotides long. The record is from the annotation of a GenBank genome assembly. NCBI's taxonomy places the organism in Eukaryota, Metazoa, Rotifera, Eurotatoria, Philodinida, Philodinidae.